Limanda limanda (common dab) is the source of this 1011-nucleotide messenger RNA. RefSeq names its product U4/U6 small nuclear ribonucleoprotein Prp3-like. The record is from RefSeq and is a predicted model, not a curated record. Gene Ontology annotation, biological process: mRNA splicing, via spliceosome. Bases 1 to 1011 code for a protein of 336 amino acids. NCBI's taxonomy places the organism in Eukaryota, Metazoa, Chordata, Actinopteri, Pleuronectiformes, Pleuronectidae. The transcript has 6 exons. Gene Ontology annotation, cellular component: U4/U6 x U5 tri-snRNP complex.
AUGGAAGCCUCCACAGUAUCACGGCUUCUCAGCAGCAAUGCAGGUGGUGGUGGUGCCUCAUCCAUUGCCCCCUCCCAGGCUGCCAGCUUUAUGAAUGAUGCUAUCGAGAAGGCCCGCGAGGCUGCUGAGCUCCAGGCACGCAUCCAGUCCCAUUUAGCCCUGAAACCUGGUAUCCUCGGAGCAUUGGGAAACACUGGGCCUCACAACCUAGUGGCACUAGCUAAUCUACACGCCAUGGGAAUUGCUCCACCGAAAGUGGAAGUCCAGCAGGUGAAUAAGCCAACACCUCUUAUCCUGGAUGAUUUGGGAAGAACUGUGGAUGCAAGUGGCAAAGAGGUUGAACUCACACAUCGCAUGCCCACACUAAAAGCUAACAUUCGAGUUGUGAAGAGAGAGCAGUUCCGUCAGCAGCUGAAGGAGAAGCCUGGUGAAGACAUUGAGUCCACGUCCUACUUUGACCAACGUGAUUUUAUAACACCAGCUCAACGCCCUCACAGGGGCUUCAAGUUCCAUGACCAGGGGCGCUUCGAGAAGAUUGCUCAGAGAAUUAGAACUAAGGCCCAGUUAGAAAGGUUGCAGAAUGAGAUUGCCCAGGCAGCAAAGAAGACAGGAAUCCAGGCGUCCACCAAGCUCGCCCUGAUUGCACCCAGGAAGGAGAUCGGAGAAAAGGAGGUGCCCAACAUUGAGUGGUGGGACUCUUUCAUCCUGCCCAGCAACGUAGACUUUAGAACCGAAACAAAUUUUGAACAGCUGGAGUUAUUUGGUGUGACCAACCUUGUAGAACAUCCUGCACAAAUUAACUCCCCAGAUCCUCCGGCUGGGAUCCGUCCUCCGGCUCUGCAGUGGCCGCUCAGUAUUCAGCUCAGCGCCACAGCGGACGACGGCCGGGGAAAAGAAAUACGACUCGGCUGUCACACUUGGCUGAUGUCCCUGUGCUCCUCAUCUCUCCACCUCCUCCUCCUCCCCACCCCCACCCCCCCCCUGCUUCGCUCUCCGUGGCUCGAUAUCUAA